ACUCAUUUCCAUUUCAACUUCUAGAUUCUUCGUGGUUGUUUACAUUUUAUUCAUCUGCGCGAUUUCAUAACAAAAAAAUAUAUUACAGUAGCUCGAAAAGUAUACCAUUGAACCGAUAUUCUACAUUAAAACCAGUAAGUGAACUAUUUUCAAGAUGUUGUCCCGUAUGUGCGUAGCUCGGUCCGCCUUCAACGUAAGCCAGACAUUGAAGACUCCAGUCCCUCAACGAUUCGUUCCAAAGAACUAUGUUAUUCGAAACUACGCUCGGGAGCCUCGCUCCAGGGUCGCCACUCGCACCAACCCGACGCUCUGGGAGAGACUGAUGGCCCCGGCUGGACCUAAUGCAUUCAGUUUAGGCAAAGGUGCAUUAGCUGGUGCUUCGGCUGUAGGAAUCGUCGCACUCUGUUAUUACGGAUCCGGAGUGAAGCCUGGCACAUUGCAGGAAUCUCAUUUAUGGCCACAGUAUGUGAAGGACCGCAUCAAGACAACCUACGCCUACAUUGCCGGAUCACUAGUGCUGACUGCAGGAAGUGCGGUCACGGUGUUCAGGACCCCAGCUCUGCUAAACCUGGUUGCAAGGAAUGGAUGGAUGUCAAUCAUCGUAACCCUUGGUUUGAUGAUUGGUUCCGGGAUGGUGGUGCGUGGCAUGGACUACACACCAGGGUUUGGUCCUAAGCAGCUUGCCUGGAUAGCGCACACUGGUAUCAUGGGUGCCGUCAUCGCUCCCAUCUGCUUCCUUGGAGGACCUAUUCUCAUGCGUGCUGCUUGGUACACAGCAGGCGUGGUGGGCGGUCUCAGCACGAUCGCGGUGUGCGCGCCGUCGGGCGAGUUCCUCAACAUGCGCGCGCCGCUGGCCAUGGGGCUCGGCGCCGUGUUCGCCGCCAGCAUCGCCGGCAUGUUCCUGCCGCCCACCUCCGCGCUCGGGGCUGGCCUAUACUCCCUCAGUCUGUACGGCGGCCUGAUCGUGUUCGGCGGGUUCCUGUUGUACGACACGCAACACAUCAUCAAGCGCGCCGAGACGCACCCCACCUUCGGGUACAAGCCCUAUGACCCCAUCAACUCAGCGGUGUCGGUAUACCUGGACGUGUUGAACAUCUUCAUGCGGAUCGCCAUGAUCCUGUCCGGAGGAGGGAACAGGAGGAAGUAAAUAGUGUAGCGCGGUAGAACUAGUCAUAAUAUUUACACACAACAUACUUACUAAUCAUACUUUUAUUCGAACGUCAUUCGAUUCGAUAUUCGUCUCAAUAUUUAUGAACCCAGUUUCGAUUAAUUAUGCUCUAAUUCGUUAUAAGUUUGGCACUGAUAUGUAAAUUAUAGAUUCAAACGGAACGUGCUAGAUCCGUUUCUGAUUACAAAUACAUACCUACUAAUUAUGAAAUUAUACCCUUGUAUGGCAUUUUAGCUCUCGAAAAAUUUAUAUGUUUCGGCUUUGUAUUUUUCCAGAUGCUUUAAAGUUGUGAUAUUAUAGUAUCGUAGAAUAAUUUAGUCUGUUAUCUAUGUUAAUGUUAAGUUACUUAAUUUUGGUGUUAAUAAAUUUUAAAGUACCUACCUAAUUUAA
Plutella xylostella (diamondback moth) is the source of this 1558-nucleotide messenger RNA. RefSeq names its product growth hormone-inducible transmembrane protein. Gene Ontology annotation, cellular component: mitochondrial inner membrane. The record is from RefSeq and is a predicted model, not a curated record. Lineage: Eukaryota; Metazoa; Arthropoda; Insecta; Lepidoptera; Plutellidae.